AUGUACAAGGAAGAAGCAUUGAAGAAGCCAGUCAUGUCACAUCCUUCUGUGCGAAUGGUAAGAAAUUAUACUGAAUGUGCCUGUGUCCAAAGCCGCCAAGUUAUCACUCCACCAACUGUGGGACAGCGCGGUCAGCUCAGGGUGGUUAUUGUCAAAACAUACCUGAAUGAGAAUGGCUAUGCUGUUUCCGGGAAGUGUGAUCGGACCUGCAGUACACUUAUCCCAUUCCUAAUAUUUCUGUUCAUAGUUACCCUUAUAACAGCAUGUGCCCAGCCAUCGGCAAUCAUAGUGACACUCAGGUCUGUGGAAGAUGGUGAGCGGCCUUUUGCACUAGGAAUGCAAUUUGUUUUAUUACGAACUCUUGCUUACAUUCCUACUCCAAUUUAUUUUGGGGCUGUUAUUGACACCACGUGCAUGCUUUGGCAACAGGAUUGUGGUGUGCAAGGAUCUUGUUGGGAAUACGAUGUAACUUCAUUUCGCUUCGUUUACUUUGGAUUGGCAGCUGGUCUCAAAUUUGUGGGAUUCUUUUUUAUUUUUCUGGCCUGGUAUUCCAUUAAAUAUAAAGAAGAUCAGCUGCAGAGGCAGAGAUGGAGGGCCUCACCUGUAAACACAGUGAGCGAGAUGGUUGGCAAUGCUGGACCCCAACAAAACUAUGCCCGGACUAGAUCCUGCCCUACUUUCAGUGCUCGAGGGGAGCACACUGAAGAUGUCUGUCUGGUACGAGGAAUGAAUUACAUAGCACAAACAUAUCCUGGUCCCUUUUCAGAAGCAAUAAAUUCCUCAACUGAAAAUGCAUUGGAGGAAGUCACUGCUGAAAUAUAGACCCCAGGCUAGAAAAUGUAAAAUUCAGUUUUGCUGGUUGAUUUAAAUAUGGCGCCUUGUGAAACACCCGUGCCUUCUUUUUUAAUCUGCACGUCACAUGAUAAUCCAACAAAACUUAAAGCAAACAUCAAUAGCAUACUUGAGGGCUGGAUACCUCGAAAUGACCCAAGUUCUUAUUUCUCCCCCUCCAGAUAAUGGAGUUUUAAAAAUAUGUGUUUGUAAUUACUUCAGUCCAUGCUCUGAUCUAGUUAUCAAAAUUAGGGUGAGGUAUUCUAAAUGGCGGUAAUCAAUGGAAGGGUGACAGAAAUGCAUCUCAUUGAUGCUAAGACUUUAAGAAAAAGUUUAAAGGGAUCAUCAACUUUGCAUCCACGAAUCAUGUUUCAUAGAGAUGAGUAAUUACUGUGAGUUCUGCUACAAAGCACAACUGAGUGUGUCUAAACUAUGCAACUUAUCUGGAUAAUUGUUGAUGCAGCAUGUUAAUUUUGCUUUCAAAGUCUUUAAUCCAACUGAACUUGAAUGGGGCUAUUUUAAGACAGAUAUAAGAUUUAAAAAUGGACACAACUGUUUAAAGUACUGUUGAUAACAUAUUAAGCCAUAGAAAAGUUAUAUAGAAGGUAAAGUUUUCAAAUUCUAAGACAUCGUAUCCUUACCCUAUUAAAAUGUACAUUUAUUUUAAUUUGAUAG
Molecule: messenger RNA, 1506 nt
Organism: Chelonoidis abingdonii (Abingdon island giant tortoise)
Lineage: Eukaryota; Metazoa; Chordata; Testudines; Testudinidae
Source: RefSeq, a predicted model, not a curated record